Messenger RNA from Tupaia belangeri chinensis (Chinese tree shrew), 9856 nucleotides. RefSeq names its product unc-5 netrin receptor C (gene UNC5C). The coding region runs from base 1 to 3396 and encodes 1131 amino acids. Gene Ontology annotation, biological process: axon guidance; netrin-activated signaling pathway. Lineage: Eukaryota; Metazoa; Chordata; Mammalia; Scandentia; Tupaiidae. Gene Ontology annotation, molecular function: netrin receptor activity; protein binding. The transcript has 20 exons. The record is from RefSeq and is a predicted model, not a curated record. Gene Ontology annotation, cellular component: membrane.
AUGUGGAAAACCUGUGCUAGGCUCCACCGUCUCUUCGAGCACCCGCAAUUCGUGUGCAGUUCUUCCGGGGAAGUUUUCCAGAGGGCACAGGCUCUCAGGGCAGCCAGCACCCGCCUGGUGCUGACAACCCCACGACAGCAGUGGGGCUGUGGCACUGCUGGAGCUUCUCAUCUUCGUCCCCAGCACGCAGCGCUUGUUGGAGCUCGCGCCCGCCUCAAUCAACUGCAGACCCGAAGUCAUCCGGCGAGUCGGGUCGCUGCGAGUCUGGUGGCCGCCUUGCGCCUCCCCGGACUUCCCAAGUGGGGGCAGAGCAGUCGCUCGCGGGAGACGUCAGUUAGAAGGCACACAGGGAGAGAGGGACCUUCAAACUCCUCCUCGGCGUCUCCUCUCCACCCCCUUUUGGCCCCUGCCCUUGGAGAAAGUGGAGUGUGGCGCUCGCUCGUCGCUAUUCGCUCGGACUGCCUGGCGGUGCGCGGACUCCGCUGCUGCCCGGUGGGGCUCCGGCGUCUCCCGGUGCGGCUCCCCGGCACACCUCUGUCGGCCCUGAGGAAAGGGCUGCGGGCGACCGCGGCCCGCUGCGGACUGGGACUGGGCUACGUGCUGCAGCUGCUGGUGCUCCCUGCCCUGGCCCUGCUCAGCGCCAGCGGCACCGGCUCGGCCGCGCAAGAUGACGACUUUUUUCAUGAGCUCCCAGAAACUUUUCCAUCAGAUCCACCUGAGCCUCUGCCACAUUUCCUUAUUGAGCCCGAAGAAGCUUACAUUGUGAAGAAUAAGCCUGUGAACCUGUAUUGUAAAGCCAGCCCUGCCACCCAGAUCUACUUCAAGUGCAAUAGCGAAUGGGUUCAUCAGAAGGACCACAUCGUAGACGAGAGAGUGGAUGAAACUUCUGGUCUCAUUGUCCGGGAAGUAAGCAUUGAGAUUUCACGCCAGCAGGUGGAAGAACUCUUUGGUCCUGAAGAUUACUGGUGCCAGUGUGUGGCCUGGAGCUCAGCGGGCACCACAAAAAGCCGGAAGGCAUAUGUGCGCAUCGCAUAUCUACGGAAGACAUUUGAGCAGGAACCCUUGGGAAAGGAAGUAUCCUUAGAACAAGAAGUCUUACUCCAGUGUCGACCACCUGAAGGAAUCCCAGUGGCUGAAGUGGAAUGGUUGAAAAAUGAAGACAUAAUUGAUCCCGUUGAAGAUCGGAAUUUUUAUAUUACUAUCGAUCACAACCUCAUCAUAAAGCAGGCCCGUCUCUCAGACACAGCGAAUUAUACCUGUGUGGCUAAAAACAUCGUUGCCAAAAGGAAAAGCACAACUGCCACUGUCAUCGUCUAUGUAAACGGUGGCUGGUCUACCUGGACGGAGUGGUCUGUGUGUAAUAGCCGCUGUGGACGAGGAUAUCAGAAACGGACCCGGACCUGCACCAACCCGGCCCCGCUCAAUGGUGGUGCUUUCUGUGAAGGGCAGAGUGUGCAGAAGAUAGCCUGUACUACACUAUGCCCAGUGGAUGGCAGGUGGACCUCGUGGAGCAAAUGGUCUACAUGUGGGACCGAGUGCACCCACUGGCGCAGGAGGGAGUGCACAGCGCCAGCACCGAAGAAUGGCGGCAAGGACUGCGAUGGGCUCGUCUUGCAAUCCAAGAACUGCACGGAUGGGCUUUGUAUGCAGAGUUUCAUUUAUCCCAUUUCAACUGAACAGAGAACCCAGAAUGAAUAUGGAUUUUCUUCUGCUCCUGACUCGGAUGAUGUCGCCCUCUACGUGGGGAUCGUGAUAGCCGUGAUCGUGUGCCUGGCCAUCUCCGUCGCUGUGGCCCUGUUUGUGUAUCGGAAGAACCAUCGUGACUUCGAGUCUGAUAUCAUCGACUCUUCGGCACUCAAUGGGGGCUUCCAGCCGGUGAAUAUCAAGGCAGCCAGACAAGACCUUCUGGCGGUGCCCCCAGACCUCACAUCAGCUGCGGCCAUGUACAGAGGACCCGUCUAUGCCCUGCACGAUGUCUCAGACAAAAUCCCAAUGACCAACUCUCCAAUUCUGGAUCCACUGCCCAACCUGAAAAUCAAAGUGUAUAACACCUCAGGGGCUGUCACUCCCCAAGAUGACCUCUCUGAGUUUACAUCCAAGCUGUCCCCUCAGAUGACCCAAUCCUUGCUGGAGAAUGAGGCCCUGAACCUGAAGAAUCAGAGUCUCGCGAGGCAGACUGACCCUUCCUGUACUGCUUUUGGAACCUUCAACGCCCUUGGGGGUCACCUUAUUGUUCCCAAUUCAGGAGUGAGUUUACUGAUUCCNNNUGGCGCCAUUCCCCAAGGAAGAGUCUACGAAAUGUAUGUGACUGUACACAGGAAGGAGAACAUGAGGCCCCCAAUGGAAGAUGCCCAGACACUCUUGACCCCUGUGGUGAGCUGUGGGCCUCCAGGAGCCCUGUUGACCCGCCCCGUCAUCCUCACCAUGCAUCACUGUGCAGAUCCCAACACUGAGGACUGGAAGAUACAGCUCAAGAACCAAACGGCACAGGGACAGUGGGAGGACGUGGUGGUGGUUGGAGAAGAGAACUUCACCACCCCCUGCUACGUCCAGCUCGAUGCCGACGCCUGCCACAUCCUCGUGGAGAACCUCAGCACCUAUGCCCUGGUCGGGCAGUCUGCCACCAAAGCGGCCGCCAAGCGCCUGAAGCUGGCCAUCUUCGGGCCCGUCUGCUGCUCGUCGCUGGAGUACAGCAUCCGCAUCUACUGCCUGGAUGACACCCAGGAUGCCCUAAAGGAAGUUCUACAACUUGAGAGACAGAUGGGAGGACAGCUCCUAGAAGAACCGAAGGCUCUUCAUUUCAAAGGCAGCACCCACAACCUGCGCCUGUCGAUCCACGAUGUUGCCCAUUCUCUCUGGAAGAGCAAAUUGCUGGCUAAAUACCAGGAAAUUCCUUUCUACCAUAUCUGGAGUGGGUCUCAAAGAAACCUCCACUGCACCUUCACGCUGGAGAGAUUCAGCCUGAGUACGGUGGAGCUGGUUUGCAAACUGUGUGUGCGGCAGGUGGAGGGAGAAGGGCAGAUCUUCCAGCUAAACUGCACAGUGUCGGAGGAGCCCACUGGCAUCGAUCUGCCGCUGCUGGACCCCGCGAGCACCAUCACCACCGUCACGGGGCCAAGCGCCUUCAGCAUCCCUCUCCCUAUCCGCCAGAAGCUCUGUAGCAGCCUGGAUGCCCCUCAGACAAGAGGCCAUGACUGGAGGAUGCUGGCCCACAAGCUCAGCCUGGACCGGUACUUGAAUUACUUUGCCACCAAAUCAAGCCCAACUGGCGUAAUCCUGGAUCUCUGGGAAGCACAGAACUUCCCGGAUGGAAACCUGAGCAUGCUGGCAGCUGUCUUGGAAGAAAUGGGAAGACACGAAACGGUAGUGUCUCUAGCCGCAGAAGGGCAGUACUGACUGCGCUGGAACUGAAAGCGAAGGGCCAUGACGCACAGGGAGUCCGCGGCUGUCCGGGGAGGAAAUCCAGACCAGACCCAUGAGCCUCACAGGCAACGCUGCAGCAGGACAGAGGAGGAAAACAGACAACCACCAGCAUACACGCCCGCUGCUCGGACAGCAUCCCAGGAGUUAAGAAACCUGUAAAUGUGUACCUUGAAUUUAGAAAUCAACCUAAUUUUCCUCGUAGUUGGGCUGUAUGCUGUGUGGUACAGGAUCUUACAGUUUCCUAGGAAACGCUUUUUAUUGCUAUCCAGAUCUAUGGAUAAACUUUCUUAACAAACCCAAUUUCUACAAACGUUGUUUACAUCAAAUUGGACAGGGAUGCAGAUACUGUCCAUGGCUCGUUCUAUUUUUGUUCAAAUGAUUUCAAGUUGAAGCUGUGGAUGGUUUGUUGUGUCUAUUUCCGAUUAGUAAUUUACAGAGAAAUCACAGACUUUUGCUACAAAUCACGUACACCCAGUGUCUCAGAUAAUCCUCCCAUGGCUGUCCUGUUCCUAGAACUCGCAGAACCAGUGUUAACUGUUGGUAUCAGGGAAGUGGAGAAUCUAAGUGUGAACGAGAAAUGCCUAAGACUCCUUAUUCCUCGGGGGGACCUGUCUGGUGCCCUUUGGGGAAAAAGGUGUCAUAGCAUUGCAGGGAAGAUAGUGACUAAUGUCCAACCACACAAGCAUUUAUUCACGUGUGUUUGUAAUAUGCGAUUUGAAGUGGUUUACUUAAUGGUAUCAUUAUUACCAUUAUUAUUGAGUAUUUACAAGUAUUCUAGUAAGAGCCUUUUCUUUUAACUUCUGUUUUGGUUAGUGGUACUAUUAGUAUUGGGUAUUUACUAGGCCUGUCUCCCUUUCUCACAUGACGAGGUGGGUAUGGUCACCAGUUUAAGUCACUAGGCAUUGCUCCCAUGACCUUUCACCUUUCUCAUACCAUUCUACCCCAGAAAAGCAGUAAAUACUUCCUUACUAGCUUUGUCUGUCUGUUCUUUCAGCUCGCUCAGGCGGGGUCUCUCUCCUCUCUUGAGAAGAGCUCCCCAAUUAAGCCCAUAAUAUGGUGGUUGUGUGGCCCCCAGGUGACUCUGUCUACCUUGGAAGCAAUGUGGCUGGAAUAAUGGCCUCUGAACUGGCAUUGAGGAAACCAGUUCUCUGGGUUUGUCACUGUCUAGCUGUGUGACCUUGGAAAACUCAUUUCACUCACCUUACAGAACCUUCCCCUGCAAGAUAAAGGGGUGGGUAUUGGAUCAUCUCAAAGUUCUGAAUCCCAGCUUCCGCUGUGAAGCCUCCAGUCUCCCCCGUCAGUCUGAAGACCACAGUGCACUCUGACCUGGGCCAUUUACACAGUCAGCUAGUCUUGUGCCCAGGCUACGUUGUGCCUUUCAAACAGUUCUGACUUGGGCAGUGAUUAUUCAGACCUGCGGUGAUACUGCUAGGCGCUCACGUCUUGUCUUUGCAUCAUUGUGUUGUGCCAAUCACUGAGGAUGGCACCCCUUUAUUAGCUUGUCCUCUCUGGGGACCCCGCACUGCCUAGCUAGGUCUCCUGAUAUCUAUUCUCGCAAGUUCAUUAGUAGUAGGAAUUUGUAGUUUUCUACCCACCCCCCCCUUAAUUUCUGCCUUCCUAAUAUUCAGCAGCACUUACAAAGUUUCUUUAAUUAUCUUUUUAGAAACUUACCCUGCAAAUGCAAGUCAACAGAAUAUUUUGUGUAAACGAUGACAUUUCCUUGGGCCCAUCACAGGCUCUUUGUUUUAACACAGGGACUCAAUUCAUUCAGCAGGUGGGGAAUGAAGAGUCCACAACCCCAUAGCCAAACCAAGACCGAAUGACAGACACCCACAGGGAUGAAUCAGAACCUUCAAACAUGACUGUGACUUACUUCUGGGCUGGAGGUAUCCAGGCUGCUGACUGGAUUUGAAUUGGAAGUCAUUUGAUACGUUUUCUCCCAUCUUUCCACAUAUACUUCCUCUAUUGUUUGACUUCUUGAUAGUCUCAGAAUCUUCCACCACCAUGGAAGAGCUGUGGAUAUCUUGUUUUGGAGCCUCUUCUUUUAUGCUUUUUAUUUCUUAUCGUCUGUUUUAGACUUAAAGUCUAUAAUCUCUCUCAUAGCACUCUUGGGCCACUCCCUGCAUUAGGAUUUCCAUAUAUAAAGAUAUUUGUUACAGUGAUUGGGGAAGAGAGAGAUUUCAUUUAAAACUAAUUUAAUGAACAAUGUCUAUACCAAUGAGUAAAACCACACAUUCUAAUUAAAAACAUAUUUAACAAUGGAGGAGGUAAAGUUGUCAAGACUAUUUACCUGUACUAGAGCUGCAGAAUCAUCUAUGAAAUCUAGAACUGGAAAUCUGAACUGGAAACUCAAGGGCACUUUUAUACCCAGUGACAGGUAGAAGGAGAAAACAUAGUUAUUCAGAUGAAUCAAUUCCAAAACUUUUACUAAAUGGCUAAAAAAAGUCACCGAGACAGAAAUGUUAAACAGGAUCUGUAUCACUAAAGCCCUGGGGGAGGCCUUGCGGGUUCACUUCAGAUGCUUAGUUUUUGGUUCUACCUCCCAGCACCAGAAAAAGGAACUGAUUCCUUGUAAGUGAGGCACUCAUCUGUCAUAGAACACUGGUUAUGAUUCCUAUCAAGCGAAUGACAUCUUCCAGACGAACAGCAUCCCAUUUAUAUCAAAUAAUUUUCACUACAAAUUCUGAUUUCCUUCUCCUUUGGAGUAGAGUAAUAGCUGUGAGAUUGCUCUAGAGCCAGAUGCAAGUUCAUCUCCGAGGGAGCCACUUCAUCAGCCAUUCAGUGCAAUCCAGUGCUUCCACAGCUUGUGAGGAGAGCCGCCCCGACUGCGCCGGAUGGGGGAAAACCACAUCAUUUGUGCAUGGUGCCAUCUAGUGGCUGGCAACACACUCUACCCUGAGUUUAAUAUAAAAACCCACCAAGUUAUUUGACAAGAGAAAUGAGUACCUAUGCAGAUAAACAGGAGCUUUAUGGCAGAGACGUGGGGAUAUUUUCACUUUGAAUACAUCAUUUCCUUAUUCUUCACAUCUUUUCACUUAAAUCACCCAUGUCAUGAUGAGCCUCGUCCAUUUUCAACUCAUCCACACAACUUAAGCAUCUUAAGUUGCUUUCUUGUAAUAGAAAUACAUACAAUCUGUAUAAAACAGUUUUUGAAGAAUUCUUAUUUUCACCAUUCACUGGGCUUUCUUUAACUGAAGUCUCCUUUUAUUUCUCUAAUAUUUAUCUCCAGAAGUUGUAAGCAGUUGCUGCCCGAAAGAAAUGUCAUAUGUAUGCAAAUGGGGAUACUAUGUCUAAGAAAGAAACAAUUGUGAUUAUUAAUCAAGGAGAAGAAAAAAGCUUCUGAAUUUGGGAAUUUCAAGGCAGAGUUUUGUCCUGUUUUAGUUCUCUUCACACCACAUUCAUCCGAAUCUUCUUAAAGUGAUCUAGAGAAAAUAGAAGUUGGAUCCAGAACUGAUGACCGGGUACACAGUGAUGACAAACACUCACACCGAGGUACUCUCAGCUAACAGGCUUCUCACAAACACCUUCCCAAGUGGAUGGUCACCUCUGUUACUUAGACGGCUCCCACCCCCACAGGAGCGAUGUAAACUCUUCAAGAGCAGAACAAUUUUGGAGGUGAGGAGUCCUGUAUUAAACUGCAUCGUCAUUAGCCAUUUUCAUAUGUAGUAGUAUUUUAUCUAUCUAUUUAGUUUUAAUCUAUCACCUAUCAAACAGUAGAGCCAUUCUUUAGGAAAAAGUCAUGGGGACCAAGUUUAGAACACUCUGGAAACGACAAAUCCAGUCAUGGUUUUUAAAAGGUGUUUCUCUGAUAAGUAAGAGAUCUUCAAAAUAAACAUUCAGAGGGUUGAAUUAAGACGUUUCACUUCCUCUGGAAAAAGAGCAAACGAGACUCUUGUCUCGCGUCCCCGUCUGUGUAUGUCUGCCGGGGACACAGCGGCUGUGCUCUCGGUCUGCCCUGCUUUUCUCUAGUCAGUGUAUCAGAGGGGAGCCAGUAAGGGACCAUUCCCUCCCCUGAAGUCACAGGCCGUGGCCUCUGUCAGGUCCGCCCCUGUGGGGCCAAGCAAAUAGAAAUCUAUACAAGAUCUGAGAAUGUAAAGAAGACAGAGGUGACUUGUCACGUGUUCAGCCUUCACACUGAACAUGAGUUUUUGCUGACCAGUUGCUCUGGAUGAGUCAUCAGUUUCACACAGGCUUCCGCACAAGUCUGAGGCCAGUGAGAGAAAGAAGGGCCACGGAAACACAGCUGCAGUGGAAUUGGGCUGAAUCCAUCUUCUUUCAGAAGGGAGGAGCUAUUGUGAAUUGGGACAUCAUUGCUCAAAGCCAAUCACUUGUCAAGAUAAUAAUAGUCAAUGAACAUUAGGUUUUGUAGCUCUAUGAAGGAAAACUAUUUUUAUUAUUAUCUCAAGAUAACAAAACUUUUUUUACCUUUCGAGUGCCUCAGAGGACCAACUAUUAUACUUUGGUUUUGGUUUUUUGUUUUUGUAUUAUUUUUAUAUGCUUUUUAACCUGAUUGAGCUAAUGUUGAACUUCGCCUCUGUGCAAUGAAGUACUGUUUAUCUACCCUACGAGAUCUAUUUGUAUAAUCUCUGGCUGUAAUGAUCACUUUGAAAUAUUUCCCUUGCAUAUCUAAUGAUUUUUUUAAUGGAAUAAAGCAUAAGGGGAAUAAAUAUAUUUUAACCAAUCUUAAUUUAAAUCUAUGUCCACACAGGCCACGUAAGCCAAAUGAAGUCAUAAAUAUUUCACAAAUGCUGGCCUGAAAACCUAUUUUUGAAAAGUGGGGUGAUGGCAUUAUAUGCCAGUGGGUGGGUUUUCUCUACAGACUGGGUCCAACAAUGAACUUCUCGAUCCUGUAGUCCUAGUGACCUUGUGCUUCCCCCGUUUUCAGGAAUCCUACUUUAACAGCCUGUCUUUAGAAGAGUCCAUGGCUCCCAUGUUUUCCAGGGAACCUGUCGCUCUAUAUCCUUCUGUGGUGGGAUAUUAAUGGGCUCAUUCACCACGUGUAUUUAUGCCCCAGACCUACUUUGGCAUGGUAGGAAGGCAUCUCCAGGAUAAGCCAACAGGUACCCCUCAAACAUACCGACACAUAAAGCCAACAGCUUGUAAGAGGCUGUUUUGCUGCCUGCCCGCUGUAUACUUCCAACUCUGGCAUAUUGUACAGAAAUCUCUAGAAUCCCAAGCUGGGAAUCCUUAUAGGACAUUGUGAGAGUCAUGGCCUCCUAGUCACUGAGUAGAAAAUGAGGAAGCUGCCCCAACAGAGCCAGCCGGCCACCAGCCAUAUCACAUGCUAUUAGUACGCUGGUCUUUGAACACACUGUUUCCGAUUUAGGCUUCGGCAGAUUUGCAAAUUGCAGGUCAUAACACUUCAGGGUUCCUUACAAGAAGCCUAAAUCCUGUGCCAUCCUUAAAUUCCAAAGGUCUCCUGGACUAGGCACUGUCACCUGCUGCUGCACCUGACAGCACUGACCCAGUUAGAGCAGCCCUCAGCCCUGGGCUGUGUAGUGACUAGUCGGCCAGUUCGGCUGAUCAGCAGCCUAAGGGUUGCCAAGCUCUCGGCCUCUGAUCCUCAGCGGUGCGGUGGGGCAACCCCAGAAAAUCUUGCCCCAGCUGUUCUCGAUGUUCAAAGCAGCCCGUUUCAGAGUGAGAAAUCUAGACCUAGCAGAGAAUGCUCUUGCCUUUUCCACUCAUAAAGGCCUUAAUGACAUCUGGAGACACAGGGGUAAAAACUCAGAUGUGUGCUCCGCCAAGCCUGGGGCACAGGGCAGCAGCGAGGGCCAGACGAACGUGUGACUGUCCCCUUCGCGCUGAGACCUACGAGCAGCAGUGAGGUCCUCGCCCUUCAGACUGCAUGCCUCUAGCCCGUCUGCCGGGAACCUCAUCACUGUGUGUGUGCUGGGGUGGGGGUGUCCGUGUGGUGCGUGUUGAGUGUAACGUUGCGCUGUGUAGCAAGUUGGUGACCGUCCUCUUUGCUCUAAAGAAGACAAACAAGCCUGUCAGAGUCCAGUCCUCAGCGGUCUGUGAAGAACUGUCAUCUGCCUGCUGUCCCCCCGGAACAGCUGGACUGCAGAAAUGUCAGAUUAAGCUGUUGUGCAUUGUUGUUUUUCUUUUUUAAACAAAACACCACCACCUUGGCUUUUCCAGAGCAGAGUACUUCUUUUGUUGCCGUGGAGUUCCCUCUUGCUGUAUCUUCUAUGCAAUCCCUUUUCUAAAAGCUCCCCAGUGGAGGCGGCGUGCUGUCUGGACCUUCUGCCGUCGCCCUGCUGUGUGGCGAGGUGAGGGAGCCCAGCCCCGGGUGUGCCUCUUUUCUCUCCCUGGCUGCCUCUCUCAAUUUUCCCUGCAGUCCCCUUGGUUUGUAAAUUGCCUGCAUUUAUUCUGUCGGCCAACAUGUACAAAAUGUAAGAAAGAAUUUUUAAACAGGUAAUAAAUUAUAUUUAUA